AUGGUCUCCCCCACAUUCGAACCUCGAUUAUCUGCUAAGCCCUCCAACAAGAUUCUGGAGCCCACCCGGCAUGGUACAGGAUACGAACUCGCCGACCUUCCCGGGACAGCGUGGUGGGAGCAGUACUCGCCCAUCGUAGCCGCUGUCACCACCUCUACUCCUCCUGAAUCUAAUGGUUUGACCGACCCGACCGGGCUUAUUUACAACGAGUUUUCGCACCUGCAGUACCUCGAUAUCCGAUAUACCUGGCUCUUCAAGACCACCAAAUUCAUACACAAUGAUCUCAACGUCGAGACCAUGCGUGCUUCCUUCCUGCGCGCCGCCCUUCCACAGCGACGAGCCGCCUUUCGCCACGUCACGCCGGGUCUCACUUUCCAGCCCGCCACCGAAGUCACCGCGCAGCCGUCCGCGUCCCGUCGCAAACAGCCCCUAGGCGGUGGCGUCCUUCGCGAAGCACCGGGAGGCCUGGUGCACAUACCUGUACCAGGUGGUUCAGUCUGA
Molecule: messenger RNA, 501 nt
Organism: Aspergillus homomorphus CBS 101889
Lineage: Eukaryota; Fungi; Ascomycota; Eurotiomycetes; Eurotiales; Aspergillaceae
Exons: 3
Coding region: 1-501 (166 amino acids)
Source: RefSeq, a predicted model, not a curated record